Molecule: messenger RNA, 1019 nt
Organism: Saitoella complicata NRRL Y-17804
Lineage: Eukaryota; Fungi; Ascomycota; Saitoellomycetes; Saitoellales; Saitoellaceae
Exons: 3
Coding region: 85-978 (297 amino acids)
Biological process (GO): translation
Cellular component (GO): ribosome; mitochondrial small ribosomal subunit
Molecular function (GO): structural constituent of ribosome; RNA binding
Source: RefSeq, a predicted model, not a curated record
CUCGUUCUUAACCUCCAGCUCGACCAGUUGAUUUCUUAACCUCCAGCUGGGAGUUGCAAGACCGUUUGUUUGCCCUUGACCAUCAUGACCCUCGUCCGCUCGGCCUUGACUGUCCGUCGCGCCUUGCAAGCCGGCGCUGGUGCUGCUUGCAGCGCCGCCAAACCCGUUGCAGCUUGCCGUCACGCCUGGACUGCUGCCGGUAACUCGUCUCAAGCCCGACGAGAAGAGGAAAACCUGGUUCCGGCCUUCAGCUUCGUUCCCGAGUCGCCCUCAUACUUUACCACCAAGAGCAAAUACAACGACACACUGAUCCACCUCGAGAAUAUCCUCCGGAAGUACGAGAAUUUACCUACUCUUCCGGCAGGUGAGAUCCCAGCCGUGCUAUGGACGAAAUUGGAUCAGUUCAAAUCACUUCUUGGAGACUACCGAAUCAAACCUGUUGAGUUUCGCAGGGCGAUUCUCGUCUUGAACAGGUUGCACGCCAUCAAACCUGAUUACAUGACCGACGAAAUCAAGGCUGUUCUUGCGUGGUACAAGCGUGAGGAGGUCACCAAGACGGUUGUUGAGAAGAAGGAGCGUACUGUGGAUGAAUAUGGAAGGGCUUAUGCUCUCGGAAAACGCAAGGAAGCUGUCGCCAAAGUAUGGGUGGUGGAGGGGGAAGGUAACAUCAUGGUGAACGGCAAGCCACUGGCAGAUAUGUUUGUCAAACAAGCGGAUCGGGAAAGCGUGGUUUUUCCUCUGAUGGUAACGAACCGAUUGCCCCACUACAAUGUCUGGGCUGUGGUUAAGGGUGGUGGUACAACGGGACAAGCUGAGGCUAUCCAGCUGGGGGUCUCUCGUGCGCUGAUGAUCCAUGAUAUCGAGUUGAAACCUGUGCUACGAAAGGCUGGAUUGGUUACCCGUGACCCGAGAGUGGUGGAGAGGAAGAAGCCCGGUCACAAGAAGGCCAGAAAGAUGCCAACCUGGGUCAAGCGUUGAUCUAGAAUUGUAUUUGAAGAUAAUAAAAAGCGUCUUUCUCC